This is a messenger RNA of Knipowitschia caucasica, 1863 nucleotides long. NCBI's taxonomy places the organism in Eukaryota, Metazoa, Chordata, Actinopteri, Gobiiformes, Gobiidae. The record is from the annotation of a GenBank genome assembly.
AUGAUUGGCUCCCCCGGCCCUGGCGCCCUAGUGCCAUGGCUGAGGGUGUGGCAAUGGGUGCUGGCGGUGUCGGUGGUGGCCACAGUGACCCUAACCCUCCCAGGGAGCAGCUUGGCAUGCCCCCCACGAUGCGAGUGCUCGGCCCAGCUCAGGUCAGUGUCGUGCCAGCGGAGGCGUCUAACCAACAUUCCAGAGGGCAUACCCACUGAGACACGACUUCUAGACCUCAGCAAGAAUCGUCUUCGCUGGGUGCAGGCGGGCGACUUGUCCCCUUAUCCCCGACUGGAGGAAGUGGACCUGAGUGAAAACGUGAUUGCCACAUUGGAGCCAAACGCCUUUGCAACUCUGAUGAAUCUCAAAGUGCUGAAGCUCAGAGGAAACCAACUGAAGCUAGUCCCACUUGGAGCCUUUGCUAAGCUGGGUAAUCUAACCAGUCUUGACCUGAGUGAGAACAAAAUGGUGAUUUUACUUGAUUACACAUUUCAAGAUCUUAAAAGUCUGAAGCACCUCGAAGUAGGAGACAAUGACCUGGUCUACAUUUCUCACAAGGCAUUUGCUGGGCUGGUGGGGCUGGAGGAGCUCACAAUAGCACGGUGUAACUUAACUUCCAUCUCGGGCCAGACUCUAUCCUAUCUUCGCAACCUGGUGACCCUCCGCCUACAUCAUCUUAGCAUUUCAGCUUUAGAGGACCAGAACUUCCGCAAACUGUCCAAUCUACGCGGACUAGAGAUCAGUCACUGGCCCUACCUCGAGUUCAUCUCCCCAUUAAGUUUCCAGGGCCUGGAUCUGCACUGGUUGUCUAUCACUCACACCAACAUUACAUCUGUCCCAUCUGCCUCGUUCAAAAAUCUGGUUCACCUUACUCAUUUAAACCUGUCAUACAACCCCAUCUCCACUCUGGAGUCCUGGGCCUUCAGAGACCUCCUCCGGCUAAAGGAGCUGAUCAUGGUGAAGACGGGGCUGACCACAGUGGAGCAUCACGCCUUUGGAGGUCUGAGGCAGAUCCGAGUCCUAAACUUCUCCUCCAAUUACCUGCAGACACUGGAAGAGAGCUCCUUCCACUCUGUCAACAGUCUAGAGACUUUACGAGUGGAUGGGAACCCUCUGAUGUGCGACUGCCGUCUGUUGUGGAUCCUGCAGAGACGCAAGACCCUCAACUUUGACGGCAGAGUGCCAGUGUGCACAGGGCCGGUGGAGGUGCAGGGCGUCAGUCUCAGCUCCUUCACCGACUCUGCUCUCUUUGACCACUUCACCUGUCAGAAGCCCAAAAUACGCAACCGCAAAAUGCAGCAGGUGAUUGCUCGUGAAGGGCAGCCUGUCACUUUCUUAUGUCGGGCUGAAGGAGAACCAGCACCUGCUAUUGUCUGGAUUUCCCCUCAGCGGCGACGAAUCACAUCUAAGACUUCAGGCCGCAUCACUGUUCUCCCGAGUGGCACCCUGGAGAUCCGAUACGCCCAGCUCACUGACAGCGGCACGUACAUCUGCAUCGCGAGUAAUGCUGGGGGCAACGACACCUACUUCGCCACACUUACAGUUCGGGGCCAACCACUGGAUGCUGCCUCGGCCUUUUUCCUUAACCGCUCCUUAUACAGCGGAGAGUUCUUCAAUGAUUCUAACAUAAACAGCACACGAGUGUUUCUCAAAUUCACCUUGGAUCUGACCACCAUCUUGGUCUCCACUGCGAUGGGCUGCAUCACUUUUCUGGGAGUUGUGCUUUUCUGCUUUCUACUGCUGUUUGUUUGGAGCCGGGGCCGUGGUCAACGAAGGAAUAACUUCACAGUGGAGUACUCUUUCAGGAAAUCUGAGCCUGCCACCUCUGGCGCCUCAGGAGGGACCAGGAAGUUUAAUAUGAAAAUGAUAUGA